Molecule: messenger RNA, 5652 nt
Organism: Oenanthe melanoleuca
Lineage: Eukaryota; Metazoa; Chordata; Aves; Passeriformes; Muscicapidae
Gene: KLHDC4
Product: kelch domain containing 4
Exons: 12
Coding region: 493-2262 (589 amino acids)
Molecular function (GO): protein binding
Source: RefSeq, a predicted model, not a curated record
CAGCGCGGCCCGGCGUGAUCGCGGCAUGAUCCCGCUGGAAUCCCGGUGUGGUCCCGCUGGAAUUCCGGGGUGUCCCGGUGUGAUACCGGGGUAUCCCACCCCGGCGUGAUCCCGACGUGAUCCCGCUGGAAUUCCGGAGUGUCCUGGUGCGAUACCGGGGUAUCCCAGCCCGGCGUGAUCCCGGUGUGAUCCCGCUGGAAUCCCAGUGUGAUCCCGGGCCCCAUCCCGGUGUGAUCCCGCUGUGAUCCCGGGCCCCAUCCCGGCCCCAUCCCGCUGUGAUCCCGGGCACCAUCCCGGCCCCAUCCCGCUGUGAUCCCGGGCCCCAUCCCGGCCCCAUCCCUCUGGAACCUCGGGCUCUCCCGGCCCCAUCCCGCUGUGAUCCCGGUGUGAUCUCUCUGGAACCCCGGGCUGUCCCGGCCCCAUCCCCUUGUGAUCCCGGUGUGAUCCCGGUGUGAUCUCUCUGGAACCCCGGGCUGUCCCGGCCCCGCCGCCAUGGGCAAGAAGGGGAAGCGCGACAAGAAGGGGAAAGGCGCGGAGAAGACGCUGGCCAAGCUGGAGAAGAAGGUGUCCCGCAGAGCCAAGAAGGAGGAGGAGGAUCUUGAAGCCCUGAUAGCAGAAUUCCAGAGUUUGGAUGCUAAAAAGACCCAAGUAAUUGAGUCAUCCUGCCCACCCCCCUCACCCAGGCUGAACUGCUCCUUCAGUGCUCACCCCGAGAAAGAUGAGCUGAUCCUUUUUGGAGGUGAAUAUUUCAAUGGCCAAAAAACCUACCUGUACAAUGACCUGUACAUUUACCACAUCAGGAAGAACAGCUGGGCCAAGCUGGACAUCCCCAACCCUCCCCCAAGGCGUUGUGCUCACCAGGCAGCUGUGGUGCCCACAGCUGGGGGGCAGCUCUGGAUCUUUGGGGGGGAGUUUGCCUCUCCCAACGGGGAGCAGUUCUACCACUACAAAGAUCUCUGGGUCCUGCACUUGGCCACCAAGACCUGGGAGCAGAUCAAGGCACCAGGAGGGCCCUCAGGACGAAGCGGACAUCGGAUGGUUGCAUGCAAAAGGCAGCUGAUCGUUUUUGGAGGUUUCCAUGAGAGUGCAAGAGAUUUCAUCUACUACAAUGAUGUGUACAGCUUCAACCUGGACUCCUUCACCUGGAGCAAGCUGGCUCCUGCAGGGAUGGGGCCUGCUCCAAGGUCUGGCUGCCAAAUGACUCCCACCCCCGAGGGCAACAUCAUCAUCUAUGGAGGCUACUCCAAACAGAGGAUCAAGAAGGAUGUGGACAAAGGCACCCUGCACACAGAUAUGUUCCUGCUGAAGGCUGAAGGGGCAGGCAAGGAGGAAGCCAGGUGGAGCUGGAGCCGGCUCAGCCCCUCGGGGGUGAAACCCCCGCCCAGGUCUGGCUUCUCCGUGGCUGCUGCUCCCAACAACCGCUGCCUGCUGUUUGGGGGGGUGCAGGACGAGGAGGAGGAGGAGAGCAUCCAGGGGGACUUCUUCAAUGACCUCUAUUUCUAUGACAUGGGGAAGAACCGCUGGUUCCCUGCACAGAUCAAGGGCCCCAGGCCAGAGCAGAGGAGGCGCAGGCGUGGCAGACAGGCUGAGGCUGGGGCUGAGGCUGGGGCUGCUGGGGGGGAGCAGCUGCCACCCCCCCAGGGGCCCCUGGAGAUCGUCAAGGAGCUGGUGGCAGAAGAUGGCACCAUCAUGACCAUCAAGCAGCUGGUCCCUGGAGCUGCAGAGGACAAGGACAGGCCUGGCUCAGAGGAGGAGGAGGAGGAGGAGGAGGAAGGUGGAGGCCUGGGGCCAUGCCCACGCUGCAGUGCCAUGGUGGCAGUGAAGCACGGGCUGCUCUACGUCUACGGGGGCAUGUUCGAGGUGGGAGACCAGCAGGUGACCCUCAGUGACCUGCACUGCCUCGACCUGCACAGGAUGGAGCAGUGGAAGGUGCUGCUGGAGAUGGAUCCAAAAACCCAAGAAUGGCUGGAGGAGUCAGAGUCAGAUGAAGAGGAUGAUGAUGAUGAUGAUGUGGAAGGUGCAGAGGGAGGGGAGGAAGAAGAGGAGAGCUCUGAAGAGGAGAGUGAAGAUGAGGAAGGGGAGCAGCAGCACCCAGCAGUGCAGCCAGGGGAGGCCCAGCCCCAGUACGUGGCCAGGACAGAGCAGCACUGGCUCAGGCUGGCCCGCAGCCACAUGGGCCCCCAGGCCAAGGACAAGAAGGUGCUCAAGGUGGCUCAUGCCAUGGCCAAGACUUUCUAUGAAGAUCCCAUCCAGACAUCCUGAGGCUGCUGCAGGAGUGAAGGAAGUGCUGGAGCAGUGGUGAGCCCUGCUGAGCUCAGGUGUCCAUCCUGGCUGGAUGCUCUGGAUCUGCUCUUAUCCUGGGAGUGCUGUGGGAGGCUCCUGAGGGACAGGAGUGCUGUCCCAGCACUUGUGCUGCUGAGGUUGGGCUGUACAAACUGACUUUGCUGUUCCAAACUUGGUUGUCCAGACAAUGGUUCACUGGUCCCAAAUUCCUGACUGGGGCCAGGAUCUUCCAGAGGUUCCUACAAUAAAUUUGGUUAUAUCAUCUUGUUUUGCUCAGUAAAUCCCAUCCCAACUUUUGUUCUUGUUUUCCUGCUGGUGUGGCAGAGGGAUUGCAGUUCUGCUGUGAGCUCUGCAGGCAGUGUGAAGUGCCUGGAAAACACCUGGGAAUCCUUCCCUGCCCUACCUGUGAGAUGCACUCACAGAAACCUCCUCUUUUCCAUGUUCACUGCAGUUUUGCCUUUGUGGAAUCUCCCAGUUGGGUUUUUCACCUUGUUGACCCAAUUGUCUGCAGGUGACCUCUUCCUGACCAGUGGAAUGUCCACCUGCAGACCCUGCUGAGGCCAGGGCUGAUCCAAGGGUUUGUUUUUCAGCCCCUCUCCUCAAGGCAUCGCUUGCCAGCAGAGCAGUGCUGUGUCCUUGGGGACAACAGAUGGGCUCCAAGUGAUGCCUGGAGGUGCCACCAGGGCUGGCUGUCCUUGUGCAGGGAGUUCCAGGUGCCCUGGGUGUUGCUGUGGCAGUGCCAUCCCCAGGGAUGCAGCUCCCCAGAGAGCAGGGCUGGCAUCCACUGGGCUAAUUAGGACAGAAGGAAGAUUAAAUAGAGCUGACAGGGAGCUUUAAUUGGUGAGAUAAAAACAUGUCUGACAGGGAGGGACCUUCCCCACAAAAUAACAGCUGAGAAGUGGAAACAAACCAUUUAUUGAUAACCUGGGGGAGGAGAAAAAGCAUUUAUUGAUGGUCUGGGAAAGGUGAGAACAAAGCAUUUCCUGUUAAUCUGUUAACCCAGGAAGGAAUUCCUCACUUGCUCAGUCACUCCCCUGUUGUCCUCUCCCUUGGGGAAGUUCACAUCUUCCUGUGCAAAGUUUUGGGGGAUUUGCACUCCCUGUGAGGGUGGCAGGCCCUGGCACAGGUUCCCAGAGAAGCUGUGGCUGCUCCUGGAUCCCUGCAGUGCCCAAGGCCAGGCUGGGUGGGGUUUGGAGCACCCUGGAAGGUUUCCAUGGCAGGACUGGGAUCCUUUCUAACCCAUUCCAUGAUCCUACAACUGCUGCAGUCAUUCAGGAGCUGAGCUGUUCCUAAGCCAGGAAAAUCUGCCCCUCUCAGGAUUCUGUUCUGUGCAAAGCCCUCACCCCAGCUCAGGAGAUCCCAUCCCAUCCCACUCCUGCUGCAUCUGCCUUAGCACAGCCCUGUCUGUGUGGCAGCUUCCAGAAAUCCCUGCUUUCCCUCCUGCCUGGGCUUGCCAAAGCUGCUGAGUGCAAUUAGUCCUUAGGUCUCAAUUAAGCCCUUCAGUGAGGAUCCCACCCUGUUUCUGCUGCUGCUCCUCCCCUUCUGAUGCAGUGUGGCUGUGUUUUCCUGGCAGGGAUGCUGCCACAGCUCUGGGAUCUCAGGCUCUGGAGAGUGCUGGAAUCUGGGUCUGAGGUACAAAACCCAGACACCAGAUGGGCUGGGGAGCAGCUGAGUGCCUCAGGGGUUUGGUUUGUCUCCCUGUUCUCUCAAGGAUGCAGUGCUGCACCAGCCCCUCUCACACAGGUGGGAUCCAAAUCUCCUUUCCCAAAUUCCCCCUCCUGCUGUGCCAGCCUCUCCUCGUGCUGUCAGAACAGACAAAUUCCAGUGCAACCUAAAAAAAAAAAUUAUCCAAACCUUCAACUGACCAAGUGCAGCUGCCAGCCUGGACAUAAAGCAGCAGGGCUGGAUAAUUCCCAUGGAUUUAUGGCCCACCUUGAUGGGCAUUUUAAUGGGCCUUAGGUAGAUCUGCAGGAGCCAGGCUCCUAAGACAGGGAAAUACACUGAAUUACCUCUCUCUGGGCUGCUGCUCAGGAAUAUUUCUGGCCUUGGGCAAAUGUGGAAAGCCCAGGACUGAGACAAAUUGCUCAACUCCUCGGGAUUAAGAAAGGAAUCAUUAUUUUGGACCAUGUGGGUUGGGAGCAAAUUAAUAUUAGUCUGUGGCUGUCCUUCCUACUGAGCAAAGCUCAGCUUGACUGAGUGGAGCAGAGAGCUGAAAAAUCCAAGCUGGAUUUGUGUUGGUCCAGAGGCAAGAGCAGGAAUAAUUAGGCAGGGACCAGUGGGAAAAAUCCAGUCAGGAAACCACCAGUGCUUUUAUUUGCUGGAUAACAAGAGGCAUUUUGGUGCCAUUUUACAUAUAUCUAAAUAUCUGUGUCUGCAGGGUUCUGUUUAACCUGCUCCUGACAGGACCUCUAUGUUCUGCACUUGAAUGCACAAAAAAAAAAAAAAACAAAAAAAAAAAAAAAAAAAAAAUCCUUGAGAGUCUUUCCAAAAAGCAGAAUUCCAAACCCCAGGGGUGAAUUCCCAAGGCUGCAAUCCCAAAAUGUUUUUUUUGGUUCAUUUCGAGUGUGCAGCAAGCGUUGAAGAGAGGAGAAAAAAAAAAAAAAUUAUGACUAAGGACCCAAAAGGAAAAUCCAAAACAACACAAAAAAAGGAAGAGGUGGGAAGAUGAUGGACAGUUACUGUGGAAAAUGGAAUUUCAAAAUUAUCCUUUCCCCUGUCCACCCAUAGCCCUGUGCCUGGAAAGGGAAAGGAAGGAGAAGAGGAAGCAGAACUGCGACAGGAGGGAAUCAGACCAUGUAAGGAAAAGAACUGAAUUUAACUGGCACAUGCUCUAAUCCUUAGUUUAUUUCUGGUUAAAAAUAUAGCAAUCCAGUGCAGUGUAAUAAGAAAUCUGCUGAAAAGGUAGCAGAGAAACAGCUAAAACAGAAGCAAAGCAAAGCUGAGUCCACGAGUCCGGGCUGGAUCCAACAACUCUGGACGUGAAUGUCGAGGAGGGCUCGUCCCUCCUUCCCCACCCCCAAAACUCCUGGGAGGGUCUCACCCCCCUCGGGAGCUGCCACCCUCCUGCCCCCUCCUCCUGCUGCUGCAGGGAGGCACUGAGGGUGGGAUUUGGUCCCUGGCCCUGCCAAAUCCCAGAGGAGCUGCUGGUGGUGGAGCUGGUGGGGAGGGAAUGGCAGCUGGGGGAAGCCGCUGGCAGGAGUGGGGCUGAGCACGCAUGUGAUGGGGACCAGGACAGCUCAGAACAUCUUUAAUGAGUAUGCAGCUUAUCCGUGGGGACAGGGAGGGGACAGAAAUCAAGGCAGGCAUAGUACAAAGAUGGUAGAAACAAACAAAUUAAGUGACAUAGAAAAAAAAAAAAAAGAAAGAAAA